AUGGUAGACUGCACUAAAGCCAAGCACUCUGAAGAGAUGAGCAUGAUUGUGCGUCAUGAUGUCCCACCCAACACUCCUGCCGGUGCCUCGGCGGUGGUGCCGUGGGGCGCAGCAGAGCCGAGAGCUGAGGGCGCGGGGCUGUCUUGCCUUCCCGCCUGGGUGAUCAGGGCUGCUUGUUCGUGGUUUGGCCUGUUCCGCGUGCGAGUGCUGCUCUUGCUGUUGCUCAGGCUGUUCUCAGCGAAGGCUAUUCUAAUUUUCUGCUGGGUUUAUGUGCGCAAGUAUCAGAGUCGGCGGGAAAGUGAAGUGAUUUCUACCAUCACAGCUAUCUUUGCGUUGGCAGUUGCUCUUAUCUCAUCAGCGCUACUACCAGUGGACAUCUUUUUGGUUUCAUAUAUGAAAAAUCAAAAUGGUACAUUUAAGGACUGGGCUGAUGCUAAUGUUUCAAGACAAAUUGAAGACACUGUACUUUAUGGAUACUACACUUUGUACUCCAUCAUACUGUUCUGCGUCUUUCUGUGGAUUCCCUUUGUCUAUUUCUAUUAUGAGGAGAAGGAAGAAGAUGAUGGCAACACAUGCUCACAGGUUAAAACUGCACUCAGAUACACUAUGGGAUUCAUCACAGUUUGUGCAGUUCUUCUCUUAAUUGGUGCUUUUGUUCCUCUGGAUAUUCCCAACAAGAAGAAUUCCACAGAGUGGGAGAAAGUGAAGCUCCUGUUUGAAGAAUUUGGAAGUAGUCAUGGCUUGACUGCUCUUUCAUUUUCCAUUAGUUCCUUGACUGUGAUUGGAAUGUUGGCAGCUAUCACUUACACAGCUUAUGGUAUGUCAGCUCUGCCUCUAAACUUGAUUAAGGGAACUACCAGUGCGGCUUAUGAACGUUUAGAGAACACUGAAGAUAUUGAAGAAGUGGAGCAACAUUUAUUAAGGAUUAAAUCAAAGUGCAGAGAUGGUCGGCCUCUGUCAUCAAGGGAUAGGCGGACUGUACAACAACUAGAAGAGAGGCUAAGGACACUUCGAAGAAGAGAGAGGCAUCUGGAGUCUAUUGAGAAAAGCUGGUGGACAAAGUUCUGUGAAGCUAUCCGACCUCUAAAGAUUGUGUGGGGAGUGUUCUUCAUCAUCGUGGCACUGCUCUUCACUGUCUCUCUGUUCUUGUCAAAUUUGGACAAAGCUCUGCAUUCAGCUGGCUUCGACUCGGGAUUUAUAAUUUUAGGAACUAAUCUGACCAAUCCACUGAAUAUGCUGUUACCUGUUCUUCAAACAGUUUUUCCACUUGAUUAUAUUCUUAUUACAACUAUUGUUAUGUACUUUAUCUUCACUUCAAUGGCAGGGAUUCGAAAUAUGGGUAUAUGGUUCUUCUGGAUAAGGCUUUAUAAAAUCAGACGAGGAAAAACUCGACCUCAAGCACUCUUGUUCCUCUGUAUGAUACUUCUGUUGAUAGUUCUUCAUACAAGUUACAUGAUCUACAGUCUUGCACCUCAGUAUGUAAUGUAUGGAAGCCAAAAAUACCUGGUACAGAGUAAUAAGACAAUUGAUGGUCAGCCGAGGAAUGUGACAACAUUUGUAUCUAAAGACUGUGAUGCAGAUGCACCUGAAGAUCAGUGUAUCGUUACUCGGACGUACCUCUUUCUUCAUAAAUUUUGGUUCUUCAGUGCUGCCUAUUACUUUGGGAACUGGGCAUUCAUUGCAGUCUUUUUAAUUGGAUUAAUUGUUUCAUGCUGCAAAGGCAAGAAGUCAGUCAUUGAAGGUGAAGUGGAUGAAGAUGAUUCAGACAUGAGUGAUGAUGAACUGUCUGUUUAUUACCGUUGAUAACCUUUUGCCUUCAAGAUGGAAAAAUGUAGCUUAAAGUUAUGUUGGAAGUCAUACCCAUGUGGAAUUGGUAUCCAAAUAAGCAUCCUUGCACCUGUAAAAAUAGAGGAAAUAAGUGUAUUCACUUAAAGGGGUAAAAAACUGAAUAUCACUUUCUGAGUGUCACUGUUAUAUCAGAACAAAUACUGAAGCUGGGUUUGAAUAAUAUAUAGAAAAUAUUGUUUUAUGAUUAAACAUAUAUGUAACUUUCUGAUGUAUAAUUUGAUGAACUAUUGUAACUAUUUCAGAAUUCAUGAUGCUUUUCUGUUAACUUAGAUUUUCUUAAAUACUUUCAUGUCUAAUUUGUAGGACUUUUUUACUCAUUUAUUCAAGCUCAUAAAUAAAGCUAGCUAAAAUCCUGCAAAACAGCUGGUGUAAAUAUUGCUAGAAAAAUUUGGAUGAGGUUUAUGCUUUCAGAAGGGUGUGACUUAACUUCUGCAUUAGUUUUGCUGGCAUUUCUGGGACUCCCAUAUAAAACUAUAGCUAACAAGAGGCUGUCUUUAAAGUGUGCCAAAAACAUCUACUGAAGUGGUGAGUUCCCAGUCUGUGAAGAAUAAGUCACUUUCAUACUGUUAUCUCCACUGAGUUACCAUGGGAAUUUCCUUAACUAUGAGGUGGCUUUUGCUCUGUCAAAGGAAAUCAUUAGUGUAGAUGACAAUAUUCAGUAUUGUUGCAGUGUUUUAGUACAGUUUGGUUCUGAAACUGCCAGGUGCCUGACUUAAUAAUAACCAAUGGAAUAAUUAAGAUGUGAUUAAUUUUUAACUUAUUUUUCUCUUUAAUGCAAAUUGUCUAGUUUGAAGUUUUCUUUCAAUAUUUAAUGUAAAUGUUGUAAACUUGUUUACAAGCCAAUAUGUUUAUAUAAACACAGUUCAUAAAUAUUUUUGUCAUUCAUGUUGUCUUUGUAAAGUAAUGUUAUUUUAGCUAUAUAGUUACUGAGCUAUAUUUCUAAGGCUGAAAAAUAUCUUCAGAUAUCCUUUGAGAGACUCUGAAAAAGAAUGUUUACAUUUUCUGAAGUACAGGAUUUUAAACUUCUAAUGCUACCUGAGGGAAAAUUACAGUCCAUGCAAGCACAUGGAAAUGUAACUUAGGUAAUCUUUUUUUAUAAGAAUAAUUGUUAAAUAAUUUUGGAAAUGUAGGAGAGAUAAUAUAGUGUCCUGCUUACAUGUUUGCAAACUCUUAAAACUGACAGGUUUCUGUUCAGUUAUUUCAAAAACAGUCUGUGUCUUCCUGCAGUAUUUCAGAACAGCAAGCUCUCAGGAAGUUCUGAAUUUUAAUUCAGUUUCAGUAUUUGAAGAAGUCUUAGGUGAGUUGCUUAGUUAAUGCAUGAACACAGGGAACUGAUGUUUGGACUCUUACAGGAACAAACAACACUGAAGUAUUUUAACAAGCCUUCUGUGCCAUCUACUCCAAUAAUAUACAUUUAUGUGGCAACCUGGAAGAAUGUCUGUUGUAGCUUGAUCAAACCUGCUAAUACGCAGUCAAGUCUGCUCAACUCAUGGCAAUCAAUCUGUUUGCUACCUAUGAGACAUUUGAAAGGACAGAAAUGUAUUCAAACACUGAUAGUAGGUACUGAAACUUGACUAGGCAGUCUGAGCUCCCUUUGACUAGAACUAGCUGAACACUAUUUAAACAUGACUGUUGAGGAAACUUGCAAGUAAUUAUUUAUAAGUUCAAGUAACUCAAAUGGAAGGUGGAACCUGAUGUUGACUGUCUGGAAGCUGCAUCCAGAGGAUUUCAAGAAGUUAGAGUAUACUUUGUGGAUGUCCUGGUGGAAAACUUACAUGAGCUAAUU
Molecule: messenger RNA, 3634 nt
Organism: Pygoscelis adeliae (Adelie penguin)
Lineage: Eukaryota; Metazoa; Chordata; Aves; Sphenisciformes; Spheniscidae
Gene: LMBRD1
Product: LMBR1 domain containing 1
Exons: 17
Coding region: 1-1803 (600 amino acids)
Biological process (GO): protein localization to vacuole
Cellular component (GO): vacuolar membrane
Source: RefSeq, a predicted model, not a curated record